Colletotrichum acutatum is the source of this 315-nucleotide messenger RNA. RefSeq lists its product as uncharacterized. The coding region runs from base 1 to 315 and encodes 104 amino acids. The transcript has 2 exons. NCBI's taxonomy places the organism in Eukaryota, Fungi, Ascomycota, Sordariomycetes, Glomerellales, Glomerellaceae. The record is from RefSeq and is a predicted model, not a curated record.
AUGAGACCCUCCACCUUCCUCGUCGCCGCUCUGGCUGUUGUCCCCGGUGCUCUCGCCGUUGACCAGAUGAAGUCCGUCAUCGUUUGGGCCAAAACCGAUUCCGUCGGUGACGACAUCAUUCAGAGGGCGAAGCAAUCCAUCAUCGAUGCCGGCGGUGAGGCAUUACUCUUCAAUCGGUUUGAGGUUUUUGAAUCGCAGCUAACAACGAUCAGGGGAUUUGCCGCCGUCACACCUGCCAAGGUCCUUGAAUCCGUUCAAGCCUUCAGCGAAAGCCUCACAAUCGAAGAGGACCACACUGUCACCAAUUCCGUAUAG